AUGACAACUAGAGGGGAGUACCUCUUGAAGUUUUCCGUUGGCACACCAACCGUCAGACAAUGGGCAAUCCUUGACACCGCCAGCGACAUCGUGUGGACUCAAUGCCUCGAAUGUAUCAACUGUUUCAAACAGACUCAACGCAAAUUUGAUCCUAAGAAAUCACUAUCCUAUCAACCAAUUGGAUGUGAAGAACCAAAAUGUCAACAAUUGAGAAGAGGUGUCAUUAAUUGUAGUGGUGCAAAUAGCAAUUGUAAAUAUCGAUUAGAAUACAGUGACAACUCAUUGAGCUACGGGGAACUAGCCACGGAAACUUUUAAAUUGGAAAACACUUCCCUCCCGGGAAUGGUUUAUGGGUGCUCGAAUAACAACAUUGGCGUAUUCGAAAAGAGCACAGCUGGUAUUGUUGGGAUCGGAAAUGGGCCACAUUCAUUAAUUAAUGGUCUUCCAGAUAACAUCCGGGAUAAAUUCUCGUACUGCCUAACCGAUCCUUCUAAAAGAAAUGUAAGAAGCUAUAUAAGUUUCGGAGCUAACGCAAUCAUGUCUAAUCCCGGUUCAAUCUCCAUCCCGUUGGGCUUAGGGGUAUCUCGCCCCAUCUAUUACAUCACAUUGGAAGGUGUCAGCAUCCAAAAUAUGAGAUUUCCCUUCAUUGGAGUAUCUAAUAACAUGAUAGACACGGGUUCAACAAUAUCCUAUUUGCAAGCUAAUUUGUACUAUGAAUUGGAAGCAGAACUAAUAAGCAAUAUUCAAGACACGCCAGUUUCACCUCCAGAUGAUGUUCAUGUAAGACUUUGUUAUAAGAAACACAAGUACCUUAAAAUGCCGACCAUCAUUUACCAUUUUUCCGAAGAUGCUCAAUUGGCUUUGUCGAUGAAAAAUACUGGACUUGAAGUCGAUGAUCUAUGGUGUCUAGGGAUAAUGCCAACUAAUAAUACUAUAGGUGUAUUUGGGAACCUAUUUCAAAUGAACUACAUGAUUGGAUAUGAUAUUCAGAGACGAAGAGUUUCUUUUAGUCCAAAUUAUUGCUGA
Molecule: messenger RNA, 1026 nt
Organism: Impatiens glandulifera
Lineage: Eukaryota; Viridiplantae; Streptophyta; Magnoliopsida; Ericales; Balsaminaceae
Product: aspartic proteinase CDR1-like
Exons: 1
Coding region: 1-1026 (341 amino acids)
Cellular component (GO): extracellular region
Source: RefSeq, a predicted model, not a curated record